Molecule: messenger RNA, 2055 nt
Organism: Cynara cardunculus var. scolymus (artichoke)
Lineage: Eukaryota; Viridiplantae; Streptophyta; Magnoliopsida; Asterales; Asteraceae
Exons: 2
Coding region: 59-1930 (623 amino acids)
Molecular function (GO): zinc ion binding; RNA binding
Source: RefSeq, a predicted model, not a curated record
ACUAUCCCGGAGAUUUGAUUCAUCUAUAAUCAGAGGCACGAUUUCAAUCGUUUUUCAGAUGUCUUUGCAUCUUGGAAAUCUUUCCUCUAGAGUCCGUAGAGACGAGCUUGAACGUGUUUUCCGAAGGUUUGGCCGGUGUAGUAUACAAGUGAGGGAUAAAUUUGGUUUUGUAGUUUAUGAUUAUCCUGUGAAUGCUGAGAGAGCUCUUAAAACGCUUCGGGGAAAGAAGAUAUGUGGUGAGCUGUUAAUACUUUCGUGGUCAAACAGGCAGCCGAGGCCAGUGCCCAGAGUUAGAGGUGGGAAAUCAUACGUUUCUCGGCAGGGAAGGAACUCCCGAAAAGAAAAUUAUGUUAAGGGGAAAUUGUCAUCAGAUGGUCGACAGGAUUCUAGGAUGGGUUAUAAGCAACCAGAUACAGUUGGUAGAAUAUUUAGUCCAGCAGAUGAACCUGAAGAUGCAACAAAUUGUGAUCCAGACAAUGCUGAAACUUAUGGUAUGAAGGAAGAAUUGGCAGAUACUGGUGUAGGUCCAAGUGAGAACUUCUUGGAAAAUGAUAGAUGGGAAGAGCAGAUCGAUGACCCACCAAAUGCAAAUGAAUUGGAAGAUGUUUCAGAGUUUGACCGUUAUGAACCUUACGGUGACGAGGACAAAAGGGAUGAUGAUGAAAUCAAUCAUGAUGUUCAUCAAGGUGGCUCGCCUACGGUAGAAGUCGUCCCUAAAAGAAAAGGGGUUGUGCAAAUGCGAGAAUUGGGUCAGCAGGGAUGUUAUAACUGUGGAGAAUUGGGCCAUAAAAUGCGAAACUGUCCUCAAGAAAGAGCAUCCAAGAAGAAGCUCAACAGGUUUGACCAUAAACGAAAUGAUAAAAGCAAUUACAUCGGUAAAGGUGAAGAUGAAUUGAGAAGGAUCAAAUCUGACUCACGAGGAAGGGAGCGACCCAGUAGAAAUGCUGUAACCAUAAGGUCACAUAAGGGCAGUAGAGAGGUGCCUAGUUAUCGGAAGCAUCAUCGGACUGAUUGUUCUCCUGCAGAUAAUGGAAUCAAUAACGAGAGAAUUAAACGGACAAGGGAAAGUGAAAGUCCAGAAAGGCAUCGUGCAAGGAAAUCAAGGAGGCCGAACUCAAGUCCCAUCUAUUCAGAUGGCAAGUUGUCUAGAUCCAAGUCAUGCUCAAAAUACUCACAGCCCACCACUAGGUUUGCUUCAAACUUGAAUUUAAAAUCUCGUUCUAUGGCUUCUUCUUCUUCUUCUUCUUCUUCUUCUUCUUCUUCGACUUUCAGUUCGAGAUCACAGAGUCAUAGAUCAAGAAAUCACAGGUCGAGGUCGAGAUCGAGAUCAGGUUCUAGGUCCCGUUCAAGCUCUCAUGCAUCCUUGUAUGUAUCCACAUCGUCUGUCCGGUCUUCAACACCUUCUUUGACAAAGGCUGCUAGUGCUCCACAGAAGGAAGUAGAUACAGGUUUUGAAAAUCCUAAACUUGAUACCAUGGAUACAAACCAUAUUCAAAAGUGUGAAGAAGAUACCCAUUUGGAUGAUGGUGUUACUGAGUCGAUUCGGUCCCCAACUAGUCAGAGAGGAACUCCGGAUCUCAAAGAAGAGCGAGUGACAGCAAUGGUGAAUCAUGAAUCAGAAGACGAUUCAAGAUCCGAGAAGAGGAGUAGUAAGUCGAUGAUCAUAACGUCAGAAGAGAUGUUGAUGGUGAUAAAACACUAUGGGUUGAAGCAAGAUGAAAGAACUGAUGAUAAGGAGUCGUAUUUCGGUUGUGGCCGGUUGUGGCCGUGGGAGGUAAUAUAUUAUAGGAGGCUUAAAAAGGGUGCGAUUUCAACAGAGAACUAUGCACGGAGGAUUUCGCAGAAUCGAGAGUUCGGCAUUGUUGAUAAGUAUGUGAGAAGCAGCAGCGGAUGGGGAGAAGAAGUUGAUAAAAGCUUGCAUUCAGCAUAAAGCUUGUUUAGCAGGUUAACAUGUGUUUUUGAUACUUGAUGUUUGCUAUAUGUUCUAACGUGCUUUUUGGUAGGGAGAUUGAAUAUAUGAUUACUCUUAAUACCAUUCAGUAGUAUUUUUGAAAA